This is a messenger RNA of Eurypyga helias (sunbittern), 860 nucleotides long. RefSeq names its product growth differentiation factor 3 (gene GDF1). Gene Ontology annotation, molecular function: growth factor activity; cytokine activity. The transcript has a single exon. The record is from RefSeq and is a predicted model, not a curated record. Gene Ontology annotation, biological process: SMAD protein signal transduction; BMP signaling pathway. The annotation marks the transcript as partial. Gene Ontology annotation, cellular component: extracellular region. Lineage: Eukaryota; Metazoa; Chordata; Aves; Eurypygiformes; Eurypygidae.
GCCGCUUCAUCCAUCCCAGGCAGCCCCGGGGGUUGCUGUGUCUGCAGAAGCGUCUGUACUUUAACCUCUCCGUGCUGGAGGAGGGCGAGCGCUUGACCAUGGCUCAGCUCGAGAUCAAAUUCAGCCGCAACUCCUACCACAGCCCCAGCCAGGGGCAGGUUUUUGAGCUGAGGCUGUACCAAACCUCCCGGCUGUCCCUGCGGGGGGUGCCCUCCCAGGAGCACGGCCGAAAGCCGCUGGUGGAGCAGUCCUUCGCCCAGCUGCACAAGUCUCUGCUCUUCAACCUGAGCGAGGUGGCCAAGGAGUGGAGAACGUACAGCAGGAACCUGGGCUUGAUCCUGGAGAUCUCGGUGAGCGGCGGUGCGUCAGCCCCGGCGAGCGGGGGGCUGCAGGGUCUCUGCGCCGGCAUCGACUCCUUCCUGGACACCUCCCUCCUCGUGGUGACCCUCAGCCAGCAGCACUGCAAGGUUUCCAGGAGGAGGAGAAGCGCUCACUACACCCCGGUCGCUCCGAGCAACCUCUGCAAGCCCAGGCGGCUUUACAUCAGCUUCAGCGACGUUGGCUGGGAGAACUGGAUCAUCGCCCCGCAGGGCUACAUGGCUAAUUACUGCCUGGGCGAGUGCCCCUUCCCCCUGACAGCGGAGCUGAACAGCACCAACCACGCCAUCCUCCAGACCAUGGUGCACUCGCUGGACCCCGAGGGGACCCCCCAGCCCUGCUGCGUCCCCGUCAGGCUCUCGCCCAUCUCCAUCCUCUACUACGAUAACAGCGACAACGUGGUGCUGCGGCACUACGAGGACAUGGUGGUGGACGAGUGUGGCUGCAGGUAGCGGAGCGGCUGGGGGACCUCGUGCCCUGGG